Messenger RNA from Penicillium vulpinum, 951 nucleotides. RefSeq names its product threonine ammonia-lyase. The coding region runs from base 1 to 951 and encodes 316 amino acids. Gene Ontology annotation, molecular function: L-serine ammonia-lyase activity; threonine deaminase activity; pyridoxal phosphate binding. Gene Ontology annotation, biological process: L-threonine catabolic process; L-serine catabolic process. The record is from RefSeq and is a predicted model, not a curated record. The transcript has a single exon. NCBI's taxonomy places the organism in Eukaryota, Fungi, Ascomycota, Eurotiomycetes, Eurotiales, Aspergillaceae.
AUGCCGAGCUCACUCGAAAUCGCAGCCAGCGCCGUCCAAGCCAGGACACGCAUUUCUAAUCACAUCUAUCAAACACCACUCAUUCCAGCCCGGCAAAUAGGCCGGGAUCACGAUGCGAAGGUGCUAUUCAAAGCCGAGAACUUUCAACUCACCGGAUCUUUCAAACUCAGGGGCGCUUUGUCCAAGUUGUCUGUUCAAACAGCACAGGGACAACUAAUCACAGCAUCGUCGGGUAAUCAUGGCAUUGGUGCUGCUUUUGCCUCGCAAGCGCUCUCCAGGAUCCUCACAGUCGUACUUCCAGAGACAGUGGUUCCAGCAAAGUUAGAAAAAAUCAAAUCUUACGGCGCUCAUGUCAUUCUGCAUGGUGCGGAAACGGGCCAGGCCGAACAGCAUGCGCAGCAACUUGCUGCUUCAGGCGCUUACACCUAUAUUUCACCCUACAACGAUGCCGAAAUUAUUGCGGGGCAGGGGACGAUUGGGCUUGAGAUUCUCGAGCAGUGCAACCAAGUUGAUAACAUCUUCAUUUCCAUGGGCGGGGGCGGACUCAUCAGCGGUGUUGGGUCCGUGCUCAAAGCUUUCAGCCCGCGGACGAAGAUCUAUGGUGUCGCUGCCAUAAACUCAAAGGCACUGGCCAAAUCCAUUGCGGCUGGUCAUGUUGUUGAGACAGAGCAUUUACCUACUCUGGCUGAGGCUGUGGCUGGUGGUAUUGAUGAAGACACAAUCACGCUUCCUCUAGCUAGGGCAGUGGUAGAUCAUGUGCUUGAGUGCAACGAAGCAGAAAUUUUUCAGGCUAUGAAGGCACUUGCUUUCGAGGAGAAAGUCAUUGUUGAGGGUUCUGCUGCACUUGCUCUCGCUGGAUUUACUCAAAUCGCUCAUGAACUGACCGGCCAAACCAGCGUUGUUCUUUUAUGUGGUGCGAAUGUUGAUCGGGAUAUCACGAGGGAGAGUUAG